Drosophila ficusphila is the source of this 1513-nucleotide messenger RNA. RefSeq lists its product as uncharacterized. Gene Ontology annotation, biological process: spermatogenesis; sperm DNA condensation. Lineage: Eukaryota; Metazoa; Arthropoda; Insecta; Diptera; Drosophilidae. The transcript is spliced from 2 exons. The coding region runs from base 74 to 595 and encodes 173 amino acids. The record is from RefSeq and is a predicted model, not a curated record.
AGCCUAAGCUGUCAUUUUUUUACCAGAUAACUUUGUACACAAUAUACCUUAGCUAAAUUGUUAGUUUUCAGAGAUGGGCAAAAUUUUCAGUCAACCAGAAGACUCGCGACAGUCUGUUCUCGCUUACAAGAACUUUCUGCGUCUCUAUAAACGUCAGCACAGUGAAAUGCCGCCAAACGAAGCGAUGAUGAAUGCAGCCCGUGUUUGGGCCACUUUUUCGCAGACUCGGCGAAUGCGAUAUGCCCAGGUGAGAUGUUCUAUAUCCGAUAUGCUUUUGGGUGUGUCCAAACAACUGGCUUCUAAAACUGAUAAAAAGAGGCAAAGGAAGGCUUCCUCUACCAAAAGGAGAACGAAAGUUAGAAAGUCCUCUGAAAAUCAGUCCUGUGACGAGAUUGAACUAUUCCAACCGCAAUCAGCCAUCACGAUUUCCGAAACUGGAAUACCAGGAACGCAGUCCAGAACGGCUUUCUCGAAUUUCAUGGACUUUUAUCAGGGGAACCACAGCAACAUGUCCAGAUCCUCGGCCUUGAAGCAUGCAGCUGUGGCCUGGUGCGAUAUGCCCAGGGAUCAGCGGAAACUUUUCUCCGAGCUUUAAUAGAGGGAACCCCCUUAACCCUCCAGAGGAGCCUAUCAUGUCUCCCACUCAAUCAAUGCCCCACGCAUGGCCGACUGUCACGAGAGAAUUCAAUUCGGAAUCAAGCUUAGCCAAGCGGUUACACAAUCGCCGCAAGUUCCGCGCCCCAAACACAUGUAUUCCAUCACGCAACCGGCGGCACGAAAGUGCCGAGCAACAGAGUCAAUACGCGGGAACAGAGCCACAGCCACAAUCAUUCACAUUUAAAUUAACAUUUCCCGCCGACGAUUAUCCUAAUUGUGAGCUGGCCUUAGCCUAGUCGCCUGUCCUGGUCGCAGAUGUGGAGCACUUUUGCCAUUUAAUAUUUGCUUGGCUGCUCGGGUUCUUGUGUUCUUGGGCUCUUGGGUGACGGCACGCGAGUCUGCUGAAAAAUGGAUUUAAUGCGACGCAAAACAAGCGCGGCCCCAUAAAAAUGAAAUGCGGAUUAAUCAAAUUAGCAUUUUGUACAAAUAGCAAGGCAUUACCUCGCAUACGGCGGCAAUUUGUAAUGCCACAAGGCCGGAAGAAGUCUCGAAGUCGAAGAGUUUUCUGCAGGAGAGGACAUGCAAGCAGUUCGCUUUUUUUUGGGGCCCAUGCCAAAAAAGUGAUUGCAUAAUUACCCAGGAGGUUUAGCAAGGCCGCUGCAAGAACUUUUUUCCCACACCAUCCCCAACUGGGAAUUAAAACUAAUGACAGCAAGACAUCCCGAUUCAAUUAGGCUCCGCUCUGCCAGGAUAAAGGACUCUAGGGCUGAAGUACCAGGUCAGCGUUAGGUUUAUUUUAUGUGGCCCAUAUCCUCGCUACUCUACGAGCAAAUGUUCGUGUUUUACUAGGGCGACUUUAUUGCAACACAAUGGUAUUUUAAGUGCCAACAAUAAAAAUGAUUUAUUACCCCACAAA